Messenger RNA from Archocentrus centrarchus (flier cichlid), 2721 nucleotides. It is a transcript of the gene slco2a1, whose product is annotated as solute carrier organic anion transporter family, member 2A1. The coding region runs from base 172 to 2208 and encodes 678 amino acids. The record is from RefSeq and is a predicted model, not a curated record. Gene Ontology annotation, cellular component: basolateral plasma membrane. The transcript is spliced from 15 exons. NCBI's taxonomy places the organism in Eukaryota, Metazoa, Chordata, Actinopteri, Cichliformes, Cichlidae. Gene Ontology annotation, molecular function: protein binding; prostaglandin transmembrane transporter activity. Gene Ontology annotation, biological process: prostaglandin transport; transmembrane transport; sodium-independent organic anion transport.
AUCAGCUGGCGCAGGUGAGCGCUGCGCCCCGUGACUCAGACCUGUUCCCUUUUCACAACUUUCAAAACAUUUACGCGUGGGGCCGUGGGCUGAGUCCAGUUACAUCAUCACCGACAGGCAUAAAAAAGAAGAAAGGAAAACGACAGAGCACACCAGGGGGAGGACACCGACAUGAAACCUGGAGAGGAAGCGUUCCUGCUCACAGUGGAUCCACGAGCCGAAGUCAUGGACGCAAAUUCCCCCACAGACAUGAAGAAGCCCGGGACGCUCCGCUGCAGCAUAAAGCUGUUCGUGCUGUGCCACGGCCUCCUGCAGUUCUCCCAGCUGCUGUACAGCGCAUACUUCAAGAGCACCAUCAGCACAAUCGAGAGACGCUACGGCCUCAGCAGCUACUCCUCGGGAACCAUUUCCUCUCUGAACGAGGUCAGUAACAGCGUGCUGAUUGUGUUCGUGAGCUACUUUGGGAAUCGGGUCCACCGUCCUCGUGUCAUUGGCAUCGGAGGACUGCUGAUGGCCAUCAGUGCCAUGAUGCUGACCUUACCUCACUUCCUGUCCCAGCCCUACGAUUACACCUCUGUGUUACACAAUCGCCAUGACAUUUGCAACCUGCAGAGCAACUCAAGCAACACAGAGUCAUGUGACCAUGAUGAAACUAAACGUUUGAGCGAGACCAACAACCUGUGGCUGCUCAUGGCCAGCGCUCAGCUGCUCUUCGGCAUCGGCUCGGUGCCCAUCCAGCCCUACGGCAUUUCCUACAUAGAUGAUUUUGCUGGGCCUGCAAAUUCCCCUCUCUACAUAGCCAUCCUGUUUGCGGUUUCUGUAUUCGGGCCUGCCAUCGGCUACCUGCUGGGCUCAGUCAUGCUGCAGAUCUAUGUGGACGUGAACAGAAACGAUUUAGGAGCCGAGCUCGAACUGAGACCCAGCGAUCCUCGCUGGAUCGGUGCCUGGUGGAUGGGCCUGCUCAUCUCCACCGGCUGCCUGGUUCUCACCUCCAUCCCCUACUUCUUCUUCCCCCGCAGCAUGUCUUCACAGGGCAACGGAGAGAGAAAUGAUGGAGAGAGAUGUAAGAAAGAGGGGACGGGAGAAGAUGAUGAGAGAUUAUUUUCAGAGGUGAAUCAAAGUGAGUCUGACUCGGAGGAUGACGACUCUUUGCUGGGCUUCCUGAAGAGUUUUCCCAAAAAGUUUGUCGACCUCUUGCUGAGCCCUCUCUUCCUCAUCCUGGUCCUGGCCCAGUGCUGCUUCUCAUCAGUGAUUGCAGGUCUGUCCACGUUCCUCAACAAGUAUCUGGAGCGCCAGUAUGCUGCUUCAGCCGCCUACGGCAGCCUGCUCGUUGGUGCUGUGAACCUGCCAGCUGUGGCAGUGGGGAUGCUGAUUGGAGGGAUCAUCAUGAAGAGGGUGGGUCUCUCUCUGAAGGCCAUCCCACGUUUCUGUGUGGUCCUGCUGACCAUCUCUACCCUCCUCUGCAUCCCUCUGUUCUGCAUGGGCUGCUCAACGCAGAAGGUCUCAGAGGUCAAUCACCAGCAGGGGUCUGUACUCACGUGCUCCUCAAACUGCUCCUGUCCUCCCAGCGCCUUCAACCCCGUGUGUGGCUCCGAUGACAUCGAGUACAUCUCUCCGUGCCACGCUGGCUGCACAAACUUCACCAAAGACCCCAACAACACCCACAGGGUUCAGCUGUACACCAACUGCAGGUGUAUACCUGGGAGUCAGAGCCACGCCCAUCCAGCUCCGUGUAAGAACAGCUGUGCUCACUUCCUUCUCCCCGUCAUACUCGUCCUCUCUCUAGCGUCACUCAUCGCCUGCCUCACGCACAACCCCAUGUACAUGAUGGUGCUCAGGUCUGUUCCUUCUGAUGAGAAGUCAUUUGCUAUAGGAAUUCAGUUUUUACUGAUGAGGCUGCUGGCCUGGCUCCCGGCCCCUGCUCUCUAUGGGAUGGCCAUCGACACGUCGUGCAUCAGGUGGAGACUCGUAUGCGAGAAAAAGUCUAGCUGUGGUUACUAUGACAACAACUCCUUGAGGAACCGGUACCUGGGCUUGCAGGUGGGUUAUAAGGUGAUGGGCAUCGUCCUGCUGAUGAUUCUUGGGUGGAAGGUGCACCGGACCGAAGAGUACAGUCUGGCAGAUGGCAAGAAGAACCACUCUGACUGUCCUGCUGAGAAGCAGGGUGACCCGAACCUUUUAAAGCUUUGCUGCGGUGUUAAACGCUGAGUGCAGCUGCGUCAGUGGAAGGAAUCCACAGGCGAGAUGGGCCCACACUGACCUCAAUUUCUUUAGGCCCACUCCUCCUAUCUGGCCCUUCACUGGUCAGACAGAGGAUAUCCCUUUUCCACAGGAGAAGUGUCUUCACGUUCCCGGAUGCAUUUUGAUCGGAAUAAUUCAGAUGAUAUGACAGAUUAUAUGUUAGGAUGAGAGAGCUGAAACGCGUUGUUUGUGUGGUACCUCAUGUUUGCCGUGCAUCCAGGGAGGAAACGGACUCUGAUGGUUAAACUACAGCUAAAUGUAUUUUUAUAUUGUGUACCUGAAAGGUAGGAAUCCAUUCAGGUUUCUAUUUGCAAUGUGAACAUAUUCUGUAUCAAAUUAACUGUAUAGCUUAAUAUUUAAGUAUAUUUUUAUAGAUCAUUGUCUCAUACACAGAGACAUCUGUGAUUACUGCAAUACUCAUUUCAUGCAUGAUGCUGUGUAAUACUUUAAUUGUAAUUCAUUUUCAGAUAUCAAGUACAC